AUGAAUUAAUUAGUAUAAGUGAUUCUAUUUUUGAAUUGUACUAAAGUUGUGAGAGAAGAGGAUUCUCCUCUUUUCAAUAAGAUAGUUGUAAGGAAUUAAAAUUAAUUGUAGUACAACAUCCGUAAUAAUUAAUAUUAGUAAAUGUCUGAAUUAAGGAGUGAUUUAGAUAAGUAUUUGAGUUAAUGUGAGAAUGUUGAGAUUAAGGAGAGAUUAAAUUAUGAAUUACAAAGAUUAGGAUUAAUAUGA
Molecule: messenger RNA, 246 nt
Organism: Paramecium sonneborni
Lineage: Eukaryota; Ciliophora; Oligohymenophorea; Peniculida; Parameciidae
Source: the annotation of a GenBank genome assembly